Messenger RNA from Pteropus alecto (black flying fox), 3004 nucleotides. RefSeq names its product SUMO interacting motifs containing 1 (gene SIMC1). The coding region runs from base 1 to 2799 and encodes 932 amino acids. NCBI's taxonomy places the organism in Eukaryota, Metazoa, Chordata, Mammalia, Chiroptera, Pteropodidae. The record is from RefSeq and is a predicted model, not a curated record. The transcript is spliced from 10 exons.
AUGUUCAUGAGUGAUAUUGAUAAAGCUGAGAUUCCCUCCUUGACCCCUUAUCUUCUCAUAAUCCUCCUACAGGACUUCAUUGACUUAACCAGAGAAGCCAGACCGAGGGCCAAGGAGCGCAGUGGGCUCUGUGUGAUUGACCUGACGAGAACUGAGGAAGAAAACAGACCUAUCGCCACCCUUGACUUGACUAUAGAACCUGUCGCUCCCUCCCAGAAGGAGCCAGCCAGUCUUCAGACAAGUGCAAGCCUCUCCAGCAAAGAGGUGACAGAGAGAUGGGUGGACAGAAAUGCUCGGCCUGCGGCCCGGAGAAUCAUUAACAGCGAUCCUGUGGACCUGGAACUUUUGGAAGAAACUGUAUUCGAAGGUCCCCAACCCCCUCCGUCCAUCCAUGAGGACUCUGUUUAUCCAGCAGAGCCAAACUGUAGCUCAACCACAUUCAAAGGUGACCUCGGCUUCUUGGCCAGCCUACAGCUAUCAUCAGAUGUUCAUUCCCUCUCCCCAGAAAGCAAUAAUGGUAGCAGCAGCAAUCAAAGGGCACCCUUGCCAUGCCCACAGCAAGAUGUGCCUUGUCCACCACAAGCCUUGCCAUGCCCACUGCGAGCCCUGCCAUGCCCACCGCGAGCCUCGCCGAGUCCACCGCGAGCUUCCUCAUGCCCACCGCGAGCCUUGUCAUGCCCAUCACAAACUGUGCAGUGCCACCUGCAAGCUUUGCCUCGCCUGCCUCAAGAAGCACCAUGUCCUCAAGAUGUGCCGGGCCCUCGGAAUGUGCCACGCCCACCUCAAGACUCAUCACAGCAACCUCAACACUUACCAAGCCCACCUCAACACUCACCAAACCCACCUCAACACUCACCAAACCCACCUCAACACUCACUCUGCCCAACUCAGCACUCACUCUGCCCACCUCAGGACUCUCUGGGCUUACCUCAAGGUGUCCCAGGCCCACCUCAAAACAUAUCAUAUCCACAAGAUGUGGCACACCUGCAAGACAUGCCACGAUCACCAGGUGACAUGUCACAGCCACCAGAAAACAUGCAACACUCAUCGGGAGACGUGCCACAGUCACCAAGAGAUAUGCCACAUCCACCUAGAGAAGUCUCACACUUACCGGGAGAUGUGCUGCGUUCAGGUGGAGACAUGCCGCCCUUACCUGGACACUCGCCUCACUUACCGCGCGACAGGCCUGACUCUCCCCAAAAUGACAUACGGAAUGGCGACAUUCCUAUGGACAUCUCCGCUCCACCCUCUCCAAGCUGCUCGCCUAGCCCAGAGUCCCCGCGGUCUGAAACUUCCUUAGAGAAAGUUCCCUGGCUCUCUGCCACAGCACCUCCGGCCAGAAAAGAGAUUUCCCCAUCAGAGCCUGCCAACCCCGGGCCUGCCCAGGUACAAGCACGAACGCCAGAAGGUGGGUUGUACAGCAGACCAUGCCUGCAUAGGCUGAAGUACUUCUUACGACCUCCAGUGCAUCACCUCUUCUUCCAGACACUAGUACCCGAUAAAGACCUAAGAGAGAGUAAAGGUCAAAAAUUAGAACCCAUCCCUCAUCGAAGGCUAAGAAUGGUAACAAACACCAUUGAAGAAAAUUUUCCCCUGGGGACUGUGCAGUUUUUGAUGGACUUUGUGUCACCCCAGCAUUACCCACCCAGAGAAAUCGUGUCUCACAUCAUCCAGAAAAUUCUGCUCAGUGACUCUGAGACCGUGGAUGUCCUGAAGGACGCCUACAUGCUGCUCAUGAAAAUUCAACAGCUUCAUCCAGCUAAUGCCAAGACAGUGGAGUGGGACUGGAAGCUGCUCACUUACGUCAUGGAGGAAGAGGGCCAGAACCUGCCCGGGCGACUCCUAUUUCUGCGUUACGUCGUGCAGACCCUGGAAGAUGACUUCCAGCAGAUCCUGAGGAAGCAGCGGCAGCACCUGCAGCAAUCCAUUGCAAGCACCGUGCUGUCCUGUGACAAGCAGCCCCACAACGUCAGGGACGUCAUCAAGUGGCUGGUGAAAGUGGUAACGGAGGACGGAUUGACUCAGCCGCCGAAUGGGAGUCAGACCUCUUCAGGGGCCGGAAUCCUGAAGGCCAGCAGUAGCGCCCAUCCUCUCCAACCGGACCUGGCAAAGAACGCCGCCCAGCUGAUUGUGUGCCAGCUGCAGAGGAUGCUGUCCAUAGCCGUGGAGGUGGACAGGACCCCCACCUGCAGCUCCAAUAAAAUCGCCGAGAUGAUGUUUGGGUUUGUGCUGGACAUUCCUGAGAGGAGUCAGAGGGAGAUGUUCUUCACUACCAUGGAGAGCCACCUUCUGCGCUGCAAAGUGCUGGAGAUCAUCUUCCUCCACAGCUGCGAGACGCCCACCCGCCUGCCCUUGUCUCUGGCCCAGGCCCUGUAUUUUCUGAAUAAUUCCACGUCACUGCUCAAGUGUCAGUCGGAUAAAACGCAGUGGCAGACGUGGGAUGAGCUCGUCGAGCACCUGCAGUUUCUGUUAUCCAGUUAUCAGCAUGUCUUAAGAGAGCACUUACGGAGCUCCGUGAUCGAUCGAAAAGACUUAAUAAUCAAAAGGAUUAAGCCCAAACCCCAGCAAGGCGACGACAUCACGGUGCUAGACGUGGAGCAGCAGAUAGAGGCCUUCCGCGGCCGCCUGGUCCAGAUGCUGGGGGAGCCCCUCGUCCCCCAGCUCCAAGACAAGGUGCACUUGCUGAAGCUCCUGCUCUUCUAUGCCGCGGACUUGAACCCCGACGCAGAGCCCUCCCCCCAGGACCUGAAGCAGCCCCUGAGGUCCUUCUACGCCCUCAACGCCAAGAAUACCUCCUGAACUCCGCCUGCAACUACUUGGAAGUUUUAAAAGUAAAAAAAAGUAGAAAUUUUAUAGGACCAAACCUGUCUUAUUUAUCUGUAGGUUAUAACAACUUUCUCUUUAGUAAAUAUCUCUUUUUUUAUAAUCCUGUUCUAGCCUAUUCUCAAAUAUGGCUUAAGUAUAUACGAGGUGUAUAUAUUUUUUAAUAAAUUAUUUAUCUAUA